Formica exsecta is the source of this 1765-nucleotide messenger RNA. Its product is annotated as ciliogenesis-associated TTC17-interacting protein-like. The transcript is spliced from 4 exons. Bases 634 to 1170 code for a protein of 178 amino acids. NCBI's taxonomy places the organism in Eukaryota, Metazoa, Arthropoda, Insecta, Hymenoptera, Formicidae. The record is from RefSeq and is a predicted model, not a curated record.
UUGUAGAUUUUAUUUACAUAUUUUGUAGAUAUUGUAUUUGAAAUUUUAUUAAGAAUAUAUAAUGGCAGUGAUAUGGCUAUUAAUACGUUCUAUACUAUAUAGUAAUACAAAUUGUAAAUUUUGUAGACUUUAAAUAUAAAAAGCUUAAAAUAUAUUAAUAAAUCUGAUCUUUGUCGUAGCUAAUUUUUAAAAUAAUGCUUCUUAACAAAAUAACAGACAUUUAAAUACAAAAUAAUUUUUUUUUUUUAUAAAAGACUACUUUUGGCGAUUAUAAUAAAAUUUAAAAAAAAUCUAUGAUACCGUUAUUUAUAUGGAUUCAGUUUCGUAAAUUCUAUAUAAGAUUUUAAUAGAAUUUUGUCGUAAAAGCAUAUAUUUAACAUAUAUAAUACAGUUAUAUAUAUAUGUGCAUAAUGUUAUAUAUAAGCAUAUAUAGUUUUUUUUUUCUUUGUUAGGUUUCUUUACAAGAAAAAUGGUCUGUAUGAAAAAUCAUUGUUCUUAGGUCUUGAGGAGGACACAUAUCACGUCGAGAUUGCGCACACUUGUCCUUGUUGCUUAUCAAUAUUAACAGAGAACAAAGACUUGAAACUCUGCCAAUAUGAAAGUUUAAUCAACGAAGGUGCAAACAUAUUACUAAUGCGAUAUCUCGCUAUAACAAAUUUCGAAGGCAUUUUAAGUUUUCAGAAUAUUACGAUAAGCGGAAGCAUAACUACCUGCGAUUAUAUCUGUAUCGCGUUACAAAAUAUGGAACUGCAUGGUAAUCAUAAAAAAAUAUACACUAUUGAACGAAGAAUCUAUAAAAAAGAUAGUCUUAUACAACGAAGCAAAAUUUAUUUGACAUCACGAGGAAGAAUACUUGUGUACGAUUGGUUAGAUACACCUUAUAUAGCACAAAAAAAUCCAUUAAUGCAGGAUGAUACAAAUAAAAAUAUAAACGUACAAAUUUUAUUCAACUCAAAAGAGUGGUGGAUGCAAAAUAUCGAGACGCUCUCUAAAUAUUUGGAUAUGAAAUCUUAUAAUGUAGCUCAAUAUACAGAGUAUCUGAUGGAUCAUCCUGAGAUAAAACAGCUAAUUGCGGAUUACAUUCAGAUUCUUCUCAUUGUAAAACCUGUCGACGUCAUAGAUUUCACGAUUCAACAUUUCAAAGCAUUUGCCAGAGACAUAAGAGUUUAAGAUAUUGUUGAUGAGUUGACAAAAUAAUUUGAUACAAAUCCGCAUCUAUCGAGAGACCAAUCUGAAAUUGUCUGUAACCAUUGUGGAAUCUGUAAUGAAUCUGUAAAGUGCAAAAUUCACAAUUGGAAAAAUUAUUAUCUAAAUAAAGAAAAUCCCUAAGAAACAUUAAAGAAGUCUUUUCCCCAAUUGAUCAAUCAAAUACCUUCAGCACUUACAUCAUCAAGAUGAACACAUAGCCUGAGUAAAAGAUAAAUAAUAACAAUAAUAAUAAAAAGAAUAUUUUCUUCAAAGUUUAUAAAAUUUGGUUGCAUAAAUCGAGAAAAAAAAGAUUUUUAUUUUAGAUGUUCAUUCACACAAAACUAUUAUUUCUCAAUUAAAACCUAUUUCUUUUGUAAGUAACUUCAACUUAUUUAUUAUAUAAAAAUUUGUUUAUACAUUAGCGUGUGCAAAACAUAAUCUUAGUCACUCAAUGAAAUAUGACACUUUAAUCCACUUUGAACUUUGGAUAUUGCACAUGUCACAUAAUGAGAUGCAAUUACUUUUAUCAUUUUCUGCCAAGCAUCAUCUCCUGCGAGUUACAUAUCACACAAUUUUC